This is a messenger RNA of Guillardia theta CCMP2712, 1653 nucleotides long. RefSeq lists its product as hypothetical. The record is from RefSeq and is a predicted model, not a curated record. NCBI's taxonomy places the organism in Eukaryota, Cryptophyceae, Pyrenomonadales, Geminigeraceae. Bases 1 to 1602 code for a protein of 533 amino acids. The transcript has 19 exons.
AUGGCGUACUGCAAGAGCGUGGGAGGAGGAGGAGGAGGAGGAGCAUCUGAAGAGUCUUUCGCCAAAGGUAUCGGUGGGUCGAAGGAGGAUCACAUAGCAGAGAAGGUGGCAGGGGAGGUCCUGCGAAGCGCCGGAUCGCAGCCCUCGGACGAGGCUGGCAAGGAGAGCAACACUACCUUGUUCGAAAAGUGGAUCUAUGGCACAUCAGCAGCAGCGAAGGAGGCGCUGAAGGGGAAGGCGGCUCCCCCUGCAGGAGAGUACUCCAAGGGGAGGUGGAUAAGGACACUGAACAAUCAAGGGACGUGCUACCUGUACAUACACACCUCCACGUACCAAAUGCAGGGGACAAGGCCGGAGGACUUCGUCGAUGAUGGCAAGCAAGAGGAGGCUGAGGAUCCUUACGAGAACUUCCCCUCGUGCUACAAAGACGAUAUGGAUGACGCUAUUGCAAAGCUUUGGAAGUCCGGGAAGGUGCCUUUGCUGUUGUGCUGCGGGGACCAGGGGUACGAUGAAGUGAAGAAACUUCUAACGUCCAGUCCCAAGAAUCAGUUGCUAGACGUUGCCCCUUUCGUGAAGGGAGUCAUCGCUACUAAGAUCAAGUUCGCCGACCAUGUCGAGACAGCUCGCAAACUUGCGGUGCAGGCGAUGAAGGCAGGAGGGAUUCUGGUAAUCGACCUUUCGACUAUUGGCAGCCCAAACUGGAAAGAGAAGAUCUGCCAGGUGGAGGAGUACAAGAAGUCAUUUCCGAUCUGGGUCUUGGAUCCGAACGCCCACAAGGAGGUUGACAAGCACGGGCAGAUCUUUAGGAAGGAGGAGAAGAAGGACGUAGGAGACAAGGACUGGGACGAAGCGCUCGCCGAGUCUCUCCCAUCCUUCCGGAUCGUUUACCUGUGCGCGUUCGGUCCAGACAACUAUGAGAAGAAUGUGCAGAGUGAGAUGCUUCCGCAGGGGAAAUGGAGUGCUUUGAGAGUGAAACAAGAGUUUGAUUCGAAGAGUAUCAACCUCAAGUCUCUCAUCGACACUCUCGAUUCCAUCAUUCACGAGAAGGGCAAGAUACCCGUCAUCUCAGAUCCCACUGAGAACACCGACACCUUUUUCGCCUUUCAGAACAGCAACAUCAUUGAGAUGAAAUCUGUCAUCGUUGCCAAGAGCUCACAGGGUCUUGAGAGCGCCCUUGAGAAGAUGAGGCAGAAACUCGUAGCAGCGCUCAAAUCAGGGAACACGCUUGUCCUCCGACUGUCCAACUCUACUCCCGACCUUGAAGCGUACAAGUCCGACGAGUUCUUUCCCUCAAUCCUCUUCGACUGCCACGUGGAGGAGGUUGAGGAGCAGGCCGAAGAGCAAGUCUACGGUGGAUUUGGAGGGAAGGCGAGCGAAGGGCCAGGAAAGAACCGUCUCAAGACGAAGGCUGUGUUCGACGUGUGCGGGAAGGAAUGGCUGAACAAGCUCUUCCGUGAGCAGGACAAGGAGUCUGGCAUAGCAGUGAGUCGAGACGGAUUCAAGAUCAUCGUUACCACCAACCUCAGCCCGGCAGAGAUCAGCAGCAAACUCUCUUCCUCCCUCCCUCUCUCCAAGUGCAUGAUACUUGAGGUGAAGGAGUGAUGAUUAGUUUCAAUGAUUAUUUUCAAACUUCUUUAAACCAAGAGUUCGGUG